Molecule: messenger RNA, 6569 nt
Organism: Nerophis lumbriciformis (worm pipefish)
Lineage: Eukaryota; Metazoa; Chordata; Actinopteri; Syngnathiformes; Syngnathidae
Gene: rerea
Product: arginine-glutamic acid dipeptide (RE) repeats a
Biological process (GO): regulation of DNA-templated transcription
Cellular component (GO): nucleus
Molecular function (GO): transcription corepressor activity; sequence-specific DNA binding; chromatin binding
Source: RefSeq, a predicted model, not a curated record
UGAGGGGGUGAUACCGUGUGUGUGUGUGUGUGUGUGCACGUGCGCGCGCAUAUGGAAGCGAGGAGGAAGAGGAGGGGUGUGUGUGUGUGUGUGUGCGUGUGUAUUAGCGUGUGUGUGGAAAAAAGGAAGCGGAUCCCUCAAACGGCGAACUCGCUGCUUCCCUCUCUCGCCCUCCCAACAAGCAAGCAACCCCGCCGUCGAUGAAACCGCGACCGGCGUUACGAAGACGGGACUCUGGCCACUUCGGACUCGGGCCACUUCGGACUCGGGCCACAUCGGACCGCCGAACUACGCGCGGCUCGCCUCGUUGCUUUCGGACCUGGGAGCGAAGUGAAAGCCGUCUUUUGUUGAAACAAGUGCUCGCCACCCCUCAGCUCCUCCUGUGUGGCCAGUAGGGAUUUUUUUUUGUUUUUAAUUCAUCCGUAUGAAACAAAACGGAAACGAAAAGAAGAAGCCGUUUGUGCGUGUUUUGUGGAUUUGGCGCAGCAAGUUCGGUGCAAGGAUUUAAAGAAGUUGCUGGCUGCGGGAACCCCUUGAAGAAUCAUCAGACUGGCGGCUUUUCUGAAACACUGGGGUUGUUGGUGUGGCCAAAUUUUCCCUGGAUUUGACUGGUAAAUUCAGAAGACUGAAGCCCAGGCUCACAGUCUACCUUUCACGGAGGCCCAGCCGUGAGAGGACUGAGGAAGGCACGUGGCGGAUCAUGACGGCUGACAAAGAAAAGGAGCGGGAGAAAGAGCGGGACAGAGACAGAGAUCGGGACCGGGACAAGCGAGAGUCCGGGAAGUCUCGGAGACAAGAUGGCGAUCGGGGCGAGAGCGAAAGCUCCAGGCCGAGGCGCAGUUGUACACUUGAGGGCGGGGCCAAGAACUAUGCAGAGAGCGAACACAGCGAGGAUGAGGACAACGACAACGGUAGCACAGGCGGAGGAAACGGCACGGCCGAGGAGGCCGGAAAGAAGGGCAAGAAGAAGAUGCCCAAGAAGAAGUCUCGCUAUGAGCGCACAGAGAACGGAGAAAUCACCUCCUUCAUCACAGAAGACGAUGUUGUUUACAGACCAGGAGAUUGUGUGUACAUUGAGAGUCGCCGACCCAACACUCCCUACUUCAUUUGUAGCAUUCAAGAGUUCAAACUGAGUAAACGGGACCAUCUGCUAAUGAAUGUCAAAUGGUACUACCGCCAGUCUGAAGUGCCCGACUCGGUCUACCAGCACCUGGUGCAGGAUCGUCACAAUGAGAACGAUUCUGGAAGAGAGCUGGUUAUCACAGACCCAGUGGUCAGGAGUCGAGAGCUCUUCAUCUCUGACUAUGUGGACACUUACCAUGCUGCUGCUCUCAGGGGGAAAUGCAACAUUUCACAUUUCUCCGACAUUUUUGCUGCCAGGGAAUUUAAAGCCCGCAUUGACUCAUUUUUCUACAUCCUCGGAUACAACCCAGAGACCAGGCGACUAAACAGCACUCAGGGGGAAAUCCGAGUGGGCCCCAGCCACCAAGCCAAACUCCCAGAGCUGCAGCCCUUCCCCUCCUCUGGUAGCCAGGCCGUGACGGAAAAUGAGGAGCUGGUCUGGAUGCCGGGGGUCAAUGACUGUGACCUUCUCAUGUACCUCAGAGCCGCAAGGAGCAUGGCCGCCUUUGCAGGGAUGUGUGACGGAGGCUCAACAGAGGACGGAUGUCUCGCAGCCUCUCGAGACGACACUACAUUAAACGCACUUAACACUCUUCAUGAAAGCAACUACGAUGCAGGCAAAGCUCUCCAGCGCCUAGUGAAGAAACCUGUACCAAAACUGAUAGAGAAGUGCUGGUCGGAGGAUGAAGUGAAGCGCUUCAUUAAAGGCUUGAGACAGUUCGGAAAAAACUUCUUCAGGAUCCGGAAGGAGCUCCUGCCCAACAAAGAGACGGGUGAGCUCAUUACCUUCUACUACUAUUGGAAGAAGACCCCAGAGGCUGCCAGUUGUCGAGCUCAUCGCAGACAUCGGCGCCAACCCGUCUUUCGGCGCAUCAAGACGCGAACAGCUUCAACUCCUGUCAACACUCCUUCACGUCCACCCUCUAGUGAAUUCUUGGACUUAAGCUCGGCCAGUGAAGAUGACUUUGACAGCGAGGACAGCGAACAGGAGCUAAAGGGCUACGCCUGCCGCCACUGCUUCACCACCACCUCCAAGGACUGGCACCACGGGGGCAGAGAGAAUAUCCUGCUGUGCACAGACUGUCGUAUUCACUUCAAGAAGUACGGGGAGCUGCCUCCCAUCGAGAAGCCCGUGGACCCGCCGCCAUUUAUGUUCAAACCCGUCAAAGAGGAAGAGGAUGGACUCAGCGGGAAGCAUAGCAUGAGGACCAGGCGGAACCGAGGCUCGAUGUCAACACUACGUAGUGGUCGUAAGAAACAAACAGCCAGUCCCGAUGGCCGAGCCUCGCCAACCAACGAGGAUCUGCGCUCUAGCGGGCGAACUUCGCCAAGUGCUGCUAGCACCGACAGCACCGACAGCAAGACGGACACCAUGAAGAAGCCCAGCAAGAAGAUUAAAGAGGAGGCUCCUUCGCCCAUUAAGAGUGCCAAACGGCAGCGAGAGAAAGCAGUUUCAGACACAGAGGAGCCUGAGAGAGCCAGUGCCAAAAAGUCCAAAACACAAGAGCUGAGUCGGCCAGACUCCCCUUCAGAAUGCGAGGGAGAAGGAGAGGGUGAAGGCGAGGGCGAGAGCUCCGAUGGACGCAGCAUCAAUGAAGAGCUCAGCAGCGACCCGAAAGACAUUGACCAGGACAACCGCAGCUCCUCCCCAAGCAUCCCCAGUCCUCGUGACAACGAGAGCGACUCGGACUCUUCUGCCCAGCAACAGCAGCUCCUGCAGAGCCAGCACCCCCCAGUCAUCCAGUGUCAGCCGAGCACCUCAUCAGCCACUCCCUCCGCUCCACCUGCUCCUCCCACAGCUUCAGCCCCGACGCUGCCCCCGCAGGUUUCCCCCACGGCAGCUUCUGCCUCUCUGCCCCUUCAGCCUCUUCCCCAGGCCAGCCCCAUAGCUCUCAUCCAGUCAGGACCCUCUCUCCAUCCUCAAAGGCUUCCCUCUCCACAUUCACCCUUGACUCAAGCCCCGCCUCCUGGUCCUCUAGUUCCACCUCAGUCGUUACCUAGUUCGCAUCACGGGCCCAUGCCUCCCAUGCCUCACCCCCUACAGCCUGGCCCACUUCACAUGCCCCACCCCCACUCAAUGCCUUCACAGGCCUUCCCUGUCGGUCAGUCUCAGGUCCCGCCCCCGCCCAUAUCUGGCCCGUCACAACCAAGGCCACACACACCGCCCUCACAUUUAUCUUCUCACAGUGGAGGACAGCCUCCCCGGGAGCAGCCCCUCCCACCUGCCUCAAUGUCCAUGCCUCACAUCAAGCCCCCGCCAACCACACCUAUCCCUCAGAUACCCACGCCACAGUCCCACAAACACCCGCCGCAUGUGUCAGCGCCUCCAUUUCCGCAGAUGCCUUCCAACCUCCCUCCGCCUCCUGCCCUCAAGCCCCUCAGCUCGCUAUCCACCCACCACCCACCAUCGGCACACCCGCCCCCCCUGCAGCUCAUGCCCCAGGGGCAGCAGCUUCAGCCCCCUCCCGCACUGCCUCCAGUUCUCACUCAGUCCCAAAGUUUACCGCCAACAUCCAGCCACCAGCCUCCUCCAGCUCCUCCGCUGCCGCCCUCUGCAGCGGCAUCACACCCCAACGGGCCGCCGCAGCCGUCUUUCUCGCACCCUUUCAGUACAGUUCUACCUCCAACCGGGCCCCCCGGGUCCUCAUCAAACUCUGUGCCGGGCUUACAACCGACAUCUUCCUCCAUGCCGCCUUCCUCCAUCUCCAUGCCGCUCCCCGCCUCCGUCAGUUGCAGCAGCUUGGGCGUGGGGCUCCCGCCGGUGCACAUCAAGGAGGAGCCACUGGACGAGAUGGAGGAGCCAGAGAGCCCCCCACCUCCACAGAGGAGUCCCUCACCAGAGCCCACUGUCGUCAACACGCCAAGCCAUGCCAGCCAGUCUGCACGGUUCUACAAGCACCUGGAUCGAGGUUACAACUCGUGCGCUAGGACAGAUUUCUACUUCACUCCCUUGGCCUCGUCCAAACUGGCCAAGAAGCGAGAAGAAGCUGUGGAGAGGGCGAAGAGGGAGGCGGAGCAGAAAGUGAGAGAAGAGAAAGAGAGAGAGCGGGAGAGGGAAAAAGAGCGAGAAAGAGAGCGGGAACGAGAGAAGGAAGCCGAGCGAGCGGCGAAAGCAUCCAGUUCAGCUCAUGAGAGCAGAAUGGGUGACCCUCAGAUGGCCGGGCCCGCCCACAUGCGUCCGCACUUUGACGGGCCCCCCACCACCAUCGCAGCCGUGCCUCCGUACAUCGGCCCUGACACGCCCGCCCUGCGCACCCUCAGCGAAUACGCCCGCCCCCACGUCAUGUCCCCCACCAAUCGAAACCACCCCUUCUUUGUGUCCCUCAACCCCGCGGACCCUCUGCUGGCGUACCACAUGCCCGGCCUCUAUAACGCCGACCCGGGCAUGCGGGAACGCGAACUGCGAGAGCGGGAGAUGCGUGAGAGGGAGAUUCGUGAAAGGGAAAUGCGGGAAAGGAUGAAACCCGGUUUUGAAGUCAAACCUCCUGAGAUGGACGGACUCCACCCUUCCACGAACCCCAUGGAGCACUUUGCAAGGCACGGGGCCAUCACGUUGCCCCCCAUGGCCGGCCCUCACCCCUUCGCCUCCUUCCACCCGGGCUUGAACCCGUUGGAGCGCGAGCGGCUGGCCCUGGCCGGACCUCAGCUGCGGCCGGACAUGAGCUACCCGGAGAGGCUGGCGGCUGAGCGACUCCAUGCGGAGAGGAUGGCCACCAUGGCCAACGACCCCAUCGCCCGGCUACAGAUGUUCAACGUCACGCCGCAUCACCACCAGCACUCGCACAUCCACUCCCACCUGCACCUGCACCAGCAAGACCCCCUUCAUCAAGGUGGUGGUGAAUGCCUUGUGUGUCCUCCAGGUUCCGGGGGCCACCCCCUCGCCCUAGACCACCUGGCAGCCGGACCUCACCUGGCUCGCUUCCCUUACCCGCCCGGCGCCAUCCCCAACCCUCUCCUCGGCCAGCCGCACGAACACGAGAUGCUGCGCCACCCGGUCUUCGGCACUCAUUACCCACGGGACCUGCCGCCGCCCAUGUCUGCUGCCCACCAGCUGCAGGCCAUGCACGCCCAGUCAGCUGAGCUGCAGAGGCUGGCCAUGGAGCAGCAGUGGCUGCACGGCCACCAUCACAUGCACGGAGGGCCACUCCCUGGCCAGGAGGACUACUACAGCCGGCUGAAGAAGGAGAGCGACAAGCAGCUGUGAGACAAUUGAGUGCAGGACGACAGGAAGUUGUGAGAAAAAAAGGCCGAGUGGAACAUCUAAACACUUAUUUUUUCCAAACUCUUUCUUUUUUUUUGGUUUGGUAUUUAGCCAGCAGUACAAGCGAGACAACAUCCUGAAGACUCCUGCAUGACUAAAACUUCCCUCACGUUGUUUGUUUUAUUUUGUAGGUGCUAGAAGAAGACACACUGUGCUUAUCCAAAAACAAAACACAAAAAAUAACAAGUGCUAUCUUAAAGUCAACAUUUAUUUUAAUACAUUGUCGGAGGCUUUUUCAUCCUUUUAAAGAAGAACCACCGCAUGGCGUCUUUUUGUUGUUGUUUUUUUUUUGUUUUUUUUUUAAAUCUGUAAAUAGUAUAUAUAUAAACAUAUAGUUAUUAUUAUAAUUAUUAUUAUUCCUCGGUGUGGACAAACAAGACAAAGUCAUCCUCCGCUACAGUUCACCCUUGUUUCAGAGGGCAUUAUUUCUGCAGUCUCCUCACUUUAAGGUCUGACAUUGGCGUGUUAGAUUUAGUCCUACGUAGCCCCGCCCCCACCCCCACCCCCGUGCCAUCACGUCUGUCACCUUGUGUCCACUUGAAGCACUUGAAGCUUCACCUUAGUGCACGCCAUUGCUAAACUGCACUGAAGUUGGUUUUGUUGCUGAUCUUCCUCCUUUGACUAACUUCAACACAUGAAACCAUCAGCGUUAUUUGAACGGCUCCUCACUGUGACACCAGGGAGGGCGGGGCCUGCCAACACCUGACCAGGAAGUACAUGUUUUGUCAAGACUGUCGCGGACAAAAAAAAAACAAAUGAAGAGACCGUACUCGCAUUUUAAACGUCGGCGCCUUUUUAUUUUUUCCCUACGCUUGCAGACGUCAUCAAGACGCUCAUCGUCUCCGCCCCCCUCCCCCCAUCAUGUCCGCCCCCCCUCCCCAUCAUGUGUGUCCCCAAGCCUUCGGUGUUAAGUGUUGUCAAUGGUUUAGCUUCUCUUUUGAAAAGGCGGCAGCAGCAGAAUGUCCCUUCUGACUGCCCAGAUUUCUAUAUAUACUGCUACCCUCCAGCUUAUUGUACAUACAAGUAGUCGCCAUGGGAUGACACAAUGGAAACAAAAAGUAGAAUGAUUAAGACAAAUUGUGAGUCCUGUGUUCUCUGCAUUUGAGUAUUUUGUAAUUUUUUUGAAAAAUUUGUGGAAUUAAAAUAAACGACUAAGUUACACCACAAAAGAUGGAGUUCAUGAGUU